Messenger RNA from Phytophthora nicotianae INRA-310, 420 nucleotides. RefSeq lists its product as hypothetical. The record is from RefSeq and is a predicted model, not a curated record. Lineage: Eukaryota; Oomycota; Peronosporomycetes; Peronosporales; Peronosporaceae. The coding region runs from base 1 to 420 and encodes 139 amino acids. The transcript has a single exon.
AUGCAAGCUCGAUCAAUUGGAGCAGGCGACAAACCUAUCGCCGUGAUGCGCUUCCUGAGAGACGGUGGUACCAGUGAUGACGAUGCCGACAAUGAAAUCAUGCUCGAUGAGGAACGAGGAUACCUCGAGAAAUUGAUCAUCAAGUAUGGGCUAAAGCUCAACAACGAGGUAAACUUGAUAAUGAACACGAAGCCACACGAGAUACUCGCGUCGCUAGCGGCUAACAACGUUCCGAUGUCCGAACAACUCUUGCUCGAGUGGUUAAAGUACGUUCUAAACUACACGAAGAAGAUACCGACAAGUUCAUUUUUGGUGGACGAUAAGUAUUGUAACGAAUCCACUUAUCUUGCUCGGUUCGUGGAGCAGAUCGUACUCGCGUGUGUGCUUCCUGCGAGUGUCCUGGGUUCGUCGGGUUACUGA